CUUCUUUCCCCUAACCCGCGAUGACCUGUACGAGGAGCCUCAGCUCUCAAGUAUCCGAUGUUUCGACAUGUAGCUAAAUCACCGGCCUGUUGUUUGUCCAUUUGGAGAUCGUCGAAAUAUCUCCCACUGCUCGGCGUUGGGCUCUAGAAGAUCGAGUCUCAUAUCCUGUCGAGCCUGUCAAGACUUCGCUAAUCCUCCUGCGAAGACCUUGUCCUCCGGCGAUGUCCUUCACAAAGCGCAGGUACAAUGGCGACCUCGUUGUCGAGUCUUCAGCCUGACCGGGUUCUUCGCUUCGCUUCACCAGGCCUAGAACCGCAGGUGCAUUCCUGGUCGCUCAGGUCUGAUAGCGCUUGCCUCCAGCUCCAAGGUCUAGACUUUAUGGCCCUGCAUGCAUUCCUAAACACACGCGGUAUCGUACAGCUAAUCCUCACAUAUCGCAGGCCCAUGCUGCAUACACGGUGCAAUGUCGACUUAGCGGAAGCACGGAUUCCAACUGUUUUAGAGGUGGCUGCGGCUGUGUCUCAUGCAUGCGAGCGUCCGCACGCACCUUAGAAAUACGUCUAAUUGGAUCACUUGUUAUGAGGCUGCAGUGGCUGCCUGAAGAGAAGUUCUGCAAACUGAGAUAAAUGGCCUACCGACGGAUAUGCCUGCAGUGCGCCUGCAGAGUGCCAUGUGCGGACAUGAGACAGGCAAAUCUAUUGAUCCACCAUCAAUACCAACCCAUUACUCUUGGUGCACAUAUAUCCGGCCUGUUCUAGUAUGCCUGAGAAGGUGUCCAUCCUAUCCUUCAGUGUUCGAGGAUGGACCACCUCCCCUCCGUAUCCAGCCCUGUGUUUGCGCCACUCCAAAUCCCUUACCUCAGAACAGACGAUUCACCAGUAUUGGGAUAUGACAACCAAGGGUUCUCGGAUUUCCCUUCUAGGGCAGGCUUCGAUAAGGCAAGCCUGUUCGAGGGCAGAUUGGGAACAAACUUACCACAGCAAGGCCAGCCUGUUGCAGAUUGCUCAGCGGACAAUUAAAGACGAUGGACAGCCAGCAUGGGCUAAACUCAGAGAUACACUGCAAGGCUGUGACCGACUCGGCGUCAUAGUAAAACAAGACCUGAACACGAAGACAUUUGCUCUUGGGGUUGUGGUUGACAUCCAUAAGGGGGCAGCCGGAACAGUCGGUGACCGUUUGUCUGCAAGAUUCCUCGCUACCCGUAAAUGUGAUGCUCGAGCAGCAGAAUCGCUGGGCUAUACUGGAACAGUGGAGGCAGCAGGAGACUGCGGACGUAGCUACUGCUUCCUGUCGAGUUGUUGUGGGGACACCAGUCCAGCCUGACCAGCUGUGGUGCGUUGGGUAGAAAAAGGAGUGGUCAGUGGUCGCUGUAUUCAGUCACAGGUAUUGUUGACCAUAUCAUUUCUCUGUAGUGGUUUUUUCAAUUGCAAGGGAAACAGGAC
Molecule: messenger RNA, 1442 nt
Organism: Exophiala xenobiotica
Lineage: Eukaryota; Fungi; Ascomycota; Eurotiomycetes; Chaetothyriales; Herpotrichiellaceae
Exons: 2
Coding region: 760-1323 (187 amino acids)
Source: RefSeq, a predicted model, not a curated record